CACCUUGCGUCAAUGGUGCAAAUCUAACAUGUUCUUAGAGCAUGCACAACAACGGAUCACCUCCAUCUCAACAGACGGUCUAGUAAGUGUGUUACAUCAUUUUAAACCAUCACUAUUCCAAACUCUACUUUUUCGUAGAAUAAUAACCAUUCCAAACCUCCACCUCACACCCUACUUUUUACAUUAAAAAAACUAUUGUGAGUGGGUGGUCCCUACUCCUUUCAAACCAAACAGGUCUGCUCCAUCGGACCACCUCCUCCAACAAGGAGCUUUGCUUGAGUGUCGGUUUGUUGAGCGGACCUCUCCGGUGGACCAGCCGUUGGAGAUGCUCUUACGAUAACUUUGGCAGUUUUCUUUUGUCUUCGCACGCAAAAAGAACAUGAGGGAGUGAAACCUAACAUGACUAAGGGUGUAAACGAGCCGAGUCGUUCGUGAGUUUAUGUGAGCCUAAACAAACUUUUUAUUUAUAUAAUUUGUAUUGAAUAUUUUAAAAUAUCCAUGUAAUAAUUACUAUUACUAUUAUAUAUAAUGUAUGAUAAAAAUAAAUAGUAUAUAUUAUUUUGAAUACAAAAAUAUAAUUAUACAUGUAUAUCUAAGUAAUUAAAAAACAUAAAAAGUAAAAUAUUUAAUAAAUAAUAAACAUGUCGAGCCCGAGCUGAGCCCGAGUUUGAAAACUUCUCAUGAGCUAAGCUCGAGCUUUAAAUUAGUUUUCCAAAAGGGCCGAACUUGAGCGCAAAUGAGCUUGGGCAGGGCUCGGCUCGGCUCGUUUACACCCCUAGAUGUGACGCUAGAUUAAUGUUUUUUGCUUUUGUUUUUUUGUUAAGCUUUAGUCAUUAUAAGUUUUUCCUUUUUUUACAAAAAAGUAUUUUAAUUUUAAUUUUUAAAAAUAUUUGAUAAAAAAUUUAGUUUUUAUAUAUUUUAAAAAAUAAAUGUUAAUCAUUUUAAGUUUUUAAAUCAUUGAAAAAACAAAGUUUUUAAAUGUAUUUAAAAUUAGGUAUAAAAACUUUGGUGUUUUCAAAGUAUUUUAAGUAAGUAAUUUAUAUUUUUUUUAAAAUGAUGAUUUGGUUUUUGAAAGUGAAAAGGAAGAUUAAUAAUCAAGUAUCAAAAUAAUCUUGGUUUUUAAUAAUUUUGCUGAUAUAUUUCUUCUUAACUUUUGUAUGGCCCAAGAGUUCCAAUGUCUGUGUUGAUGCGACCUAAGAUGAAAACACGUCGAUUUUGUAGUCUAAGACCAUGCGUAGUGGUUGGGGUGAAUAAUGUCCCACCUUUGGACGUUGUCCGUCACGUGUCGUCCUAGUCAGCAAAGAGGCGUUUUUCUAAAAUGGGUGUAGUGGGGAUGUGGGUAUUAUGUUGGUGUAAAGAAUUAAAUAAAUAAAAAAACCAUAAAAAAAUUGAUUGGACAAAGAAUAGGAAGAUGAAGGGUGAUUGGACAAACAAAUGGGGGCAAGGGCGUGGAAUAUUGGACGCCCCAUGUUUUUUUCUCCAAAAAACGCCCAGGGGGGCCGAGCUCAGGCGUGGUUGGGCAUAAAAACGCCCAAAUCUGAAUCACUGCGGGUGUUCUAAGAAGUUUUAAAGAAAAUAACAACAGGUCAUUUUGUUAGAUAUUUUGAAUUACCAAAUUGUCCAAAUGCAAUCAAUCUUGAUAGGGAUCCCUAGACAGUAUUCACUUUAAAUACCUGUGAAGUCUUGGUUAUCUUCACAAAGCAAGUGAAAACAGGUACAAAAUGGUGAAUUUUCCCCAAUUCCUACAAUUUUUUGGGCUUCUGCUUUUUGUUAUAACCUGCACCUACAAUCUUAGAAAAAGAAGCAACACAAAGAAAUGUGCCAAGCUAGAAGCUCCAAAACCAUCAGGGGCAUUACCUAUUAUAGGCCACCUUCAUUUUCUUAGAGGUCAAGCUCCAAUAGCAAGGAUCCUAGGAAAGAUUGCUGAUGACUACGGGCCGAUUUACUCUUUACGGCUUGGUUUUCGUCGAGCAAUAGUUGUAAGCAGUUGGCAGAUGGUCAAAGAGUGCUUCACCACAAAUGACAGAAACUUUGCAUCCAGACCAAAUAUGGCGAUUAGUCGUCACAUGGUCUAUAACAAUGCUGGUUUCGCACUCGCACCAUAUGGACCUUACUGGCGAGAGAUCCGAAGGAUGGUCACUUCCGAGCUCUUCACAAGCCAGCGCGUUGAAAAGUUCAAGAAUGUUCGCGACUCAGAAGUGAAGAACUCGGUUAAGGAGCUCUCUUUGCUGUCCCUAAAGAAGGGGGAGCAAUCAUCCAUAGUGGAGAUGAACAAGUGGUUUGAUCACAUAACUUUCAAUAUCAUUAUAAGAAUCUUAGCCGGGAAAAGAUUUAGUAACGGUUGUAGCGAUGAAGGUAACAACAACGAAGAUUCACAUGUGAAACAAGCCAUAACGAGGGGGUUGUAUGUUAGUGGCGUUUUUGUUGUGUCUGAUAUCUUUCCAUAUCUGGAAUGGAUGGACAUUGGAGGGCAUGUGAAAGCUAUGAAGCAAGUGGCUAAAGAGGUUGAUGGUGUUGUAGGCAAGUGGCUUGAUGAACAUAUUGAGAAGAAGAAAAAAGAGGCGGAUAGCGAUGAAAAUGAAGAUUUCAUGGAUCUGAUGCUGUCUACCCUGCCCAAAGAUGCUGAAAUGUCUGGCUAUGGGCGAGAAACCGUCAUCAAGGCAACAACAAUGAUUCUCAUGCUGACGGGUUCAGAAAGCACUGCUUUGACAAUGACAUGGGCACUCUCCUUACUACUGAACCACCCUCACAUACUAAAAGCGGCCCAAAAAGAGCUUGACGUCCAUGUGGGACGAAAGAAAUGGGUGGAAGAAUCCGAUAUCACGAACCUUGUGUAUCUACAAGCCAUAGUGAAAGAAACACUUAGAAUGUACCCACCCGGUCCCUUGGCAGGACCACACGAGGCCUUGGAGGACUGCAAAAUCGGGGGCUAUCAUGUCACCAAAGGGACUCGUCUGAUCAUGAAUGUAUGGAAGCUACACCGCGAUCCACAAGUCUGGUCGGAUCCUGAUGAGUUUCGACCAGAGAGGUUUCUUGAAGAGCACUCAGAGAUAAAUUAUCAGGGUCAGAACUUUGAAUACAUUCCAUUCAGCACUGGAAGGAGAAUGUGCCCAGCAACUAUGUUUGCUUGGCAUGUAAUUCACUUGACACUUGCUCGGCUACUUCAAGGGUUUGACUUGUCCACACCAAUGGGAAAGCCUGUGGAUAUGAGUGAAGGCUUAGGAAUUGCCUUGCCCAAGGUGAAACCACUUGAAGUUAUUGUGACUCCACGCCUUUCUCCGGAGCUCUAUCAGAUCAAUUAGUGCAUUAUGCUGGAUAAGCAAGGAGAUCAUAACAAGUUACAUCUGCUAUGUAGUAUUCCUUAAUGAAUAAUUGUUGAAAGUUGACUCUAAUGCAAUUUCAAACUAUGUAUUGGAUUCCAACAUAUGCUUGAUGGAAUUUUAGUUGUCUUUCUAUGAUACAACGUUUAUGGUUUUGACUC
Helianthus annuus (common sunflower) is the source of this 3481-nucleotide messenger RNA. Its product is annotated as dimethylnonatriene synthase. Gene Ontology annotation, biological process: defense response to other organism. The record is from RefSeq and is a predicted model, not a curated record. Bases 1722 to 3302 code for a protein of 526 amino acids. Lineage: Eukaryota; Viridiplantae; Streptophyta; Magnoliopsida; Asterales; Asteraceae. The transcript is spliced from 2 exons. Gene Ontology annotation, molecular function: heme binding; monooxygenase activity; oxidoreductase activity, acting on paired donors, with incorporation or reduction of molecular oxygen.